AUGGCUUCUUCCUCUUCCUCUGUCGGUACUGCCUCUAACUUGGUCUCUAACGGUAACGUUAAAGCCAGUAGCGUGACUUCGUCCGCUGCUUCUUCUAUGAAAUCCGGUGCUUCUUCUGCUAAGUCGUCGAUUUCGUCCGCUGCGUCGUCUGUCAAAUCGUCUGUCACUUCUGGUGCCUCUUCCGGCAGCUCCAAGGCUUCCAGCUCCAAGGCCUCGAGCUCUUCGUCCAGCGGUGCUGUUCCAAACUCCGUGGCCAACCCAGUGUCGUGGAAAUUCGGUGCUCUUUUGGGUGCCACCAUGCUUGGCUCUUUCGUCCUAGGCGCUGGCUUGUAA
Messenger RNA from Lachancea sp. 'fantastica', 333 nucleotides. Lineage: Eukaryota; Fungi; Ascomycota; Saccharomycetes; Saccharomycetales; Saccharomycetaceae. The record is from the annotation of a GenBank genome assembly.